Messenger RNA from Catharus ustulatus (Swainson's thrush), 2805 nucleotides. RefSeq names its product nuclear factor of activated T-cells, cytoplasmic 2-like. Lineage: Eukaryota; Metazoa; Chordata; Aves; Passeriformes; Turdidae. Gene Ontology annotation, biological process: cytokine production; regulation of transcription by RNA polymerase II; calcineurin-NFAT signaling cascade. The transcript is spliced from 10 exons. The record is from RefSeq and is a predicted model, not a curated record. Gene Ontology annotation, cellular component: transcription regulator complex. Gene Ontology annotation, molecular function: RNA polymerase II cis-regulatory region sequence-specific DNA binding; DNA-binding transcription factor activity, RNA polymerase II-specific; transcription factor binding. The coding region runs from base 1 to 2763 and encodes 920 amino acids.
AUGAGCGCGGCGGGCCCCGGGCCCGGCCCCGAGCCCGGCCCGCACGAUGGGGACCCCGGGCCCGGCCCCGGCACGGCCCGGCCCGGCAGCCCGCAGGAGGAGUUCGACUUCUCCGUCCUCUUCGACUACGACUACCUGAAGCCGAUCGAAGAAGAACCGACUCCACAUAAAACCACCAGCCCACCCUCUGGAGUUACAUACGCUCAUGAUGUCUUGGACUGUGGCCUCAAGCCAUGCCCCCUGCCUUUUCCUAGCCUUUCUGCAGACCCCAUGGGCAGAUAUGGACAGCCAGAUAGCAUAGGGCCAACACCUACACACCCUGCCAACGCUGCAGGGGCCUCUGCUCCGAGCCCUAGGAUUGAAAUAACUCCAUAUCACGAACUGAUUCACUCAGGGGGUCCCUUCCGCAGCAGAGACACAGAUGUUCUGUUGGUAGAACAGUCCAACUCAGCCACCACUAGCCCGAGGGUUACCCUGCCCGUCCCUGGCUUUGAGGGCUACAGAGAACCACUGUGUCUGAGCCCAGCUAGUAGCGGCUCCUCUGCAAGUUUCAUUUCAGAGACAAAUGUAUCUCCUUGCACCUCACCAUGUGUUUCACCAAAUAAUGGUCCUAGUGAUGACCUUUGUCCACAGUUUCAAAACAUCCAUACUCAUUAUUCUCCUAGAACCUCUCCAAUAAUGUCACCACGAACAAGCAUCACGGAGGAAGCCUGCUUGGGACGCCACUCACCAUCACCCUGUCCCAACUCAAGGUCUUCGUCGCCAGGUGCAAAAAGGAGGUACUCGAGCACGGGGCUCUACAGCAGCCAGCUGCCCCCCAGCUCUCCUGGGCGCUCCCGCAGCCCCUCUCCACAGCCCUCUCCCCGCGUGGCCCCGAGGGAAGACGGCUCUGCGGGCGCUUUCACGCCGCUGCCCAGCGCCGCCCUGCCCAUGGAUGCCAUGAGCAGCCUCCCCGCCGACCCCUCCUGCGGCGUGCCCACGAAAAUCUGGAAAACCAGCCCCGACCCCUCGUCCAUGCCUUCCCACAAAAACAGCAUCCCGUGCCACGUCUUUCAGACUGUUGACUUCCACGGGCCUUGCGAGCAGGAGGACAGGAGAAACUCGGCCCCAGAAUCCAUUCUGUUGGUUCCUCCGUCCUGGACGAAGCAGCUGGUGCCUGCAAUACCAAUCUGCAGCUUGCCUGUGCAGUCUCUGCCCCCCCUGGAGUGGCCCCUGGCCAGCCAGUCUGGCUCGUACGAGCUGCGCAUCGAGGUGCAGCCCAAGCCCCACCACCGCGCGCACUACGAGACCGAGGGCAGCCGCGGCGCCGUCAAGGCUCCCACCGGGGGACACCCCGUGGUCCAGCUGCAUGGGUACAUGGAGAACAAGCCCCUGGGCCUGCAGAUCUUCAUUGGCACAGCAGAUGAGAGGAUCCUGAAGCCCCACGCCUUCUACCAGGUCCAUCGCAUCACGGGCAAGACCGUCACCACCACCAGCUACGAGAAGAUCAUCGGCAACACCAAAGUGCUGGAGAUCCCCCUGGAGCCCAAAAACAACAUGAAGGCAACCAUCGACUGCGCGGGGAUCCUGAAGCUGCGCAACGCGGACAUCGAGCUGCGCAAGGGCGAGACCGACAUCGGCCGCAAGAACACGCGGGUGCGCCUGGUGUUCCGCGUGCACAUCCCCGAGCCCAGCGGCAGGGUCGUGUCCCUGCAGGCAGCCUCCAACCCCAUCGAGUGCUCCCAAAGGUCUGCUCAUGAGCUUCCAAUGGUUGAAAGACAAGACAUUGACAGUUGCCUGGUUUAUGGGGGACAGCAGAUGAUCCUCACUGGACAGAACUUCACAGCAGAGUCCAAGGUGGUGUUCACAGAGAAAACAUCAGAUGGGCAGCAGAUCUGGGAAAUGGAGGCCACAGUGGACAAAGACAAGAGCCAGCCUAGCAUGCUUUUUGUGGAAAUACCUGAGUACAGGAACAAGCACAUCCGCACAGCCGUCAAGGUGAACUUCUACGUCAUCAAUGGCAAGAGAAAAAGGAGCCAACCCCAGCAUUUCACCUAUCACCCAGUACCAUCAAUCAAAACAGAGCCCAUUGAUGACUAUGAUCCAGCCCUAAUCUGCAAUCCAGUGCACAGUGCUCUGGGGACAGUAACACAGCCUUACUAUCCACAGCACCCAAUGGCCACCGAGUCCCCCUCCUGCCUGGUGCCCACCAUGGCCCCUUGCCAGCAGCUGCGCUCGGGGCUCUCCUCUCCCGACUCGCGGUACCACCAGCAGAACCCCGCUGUGAUUUACCAACGGAGCAAGAGCCUGAGCCCCAGCCAGCUGGGCUACCAGCAGCCAGGCCUGAUGGCCACCCCAGUUGCCAUUGCAGAUGCCCACAGGUCGGUGCUGGUGCACGCCGGCUCUCCAGCGCAGAGCCCGGCCGGGCUGCACCCCUCCCCGGGCCAGCAGCAGCCUUCUCCCGUCAUCCACUACUCUCCAAACAACCAGCAGCUGAGGUGUGGCAGCCACCAGGAGUUCCAGCACAUCAUGUGCUGUGAGAAUUUCCCCUCCGGCGCGUCGAGGUCCGGCCAGCCCCAGCCCAGCCAGGCGCAGAGGCUCAGCCCCAGCUCCUACCCCACGGUCAUCCAGCAGCAGCGGGCGGCCAAGGGCGGGCCAGGGAACGAGCAGAAGGACGUGCUGCCCGCAGGAGUCACCAUCAAGCAGGAGCAGAACCUGGACCAGGCCUACCUGGAUGAUGAGCUGAUAGAUACACACCUUAGCUGGAUACAAAACAUUAUAUGAAAAAGAAUGACUGUGAUCUUUGAUCCAAGCAAUCAAAAAGAA